Toxorhynchites rutilus septentrionalis is the source of this 2769-nucleotide messenger RNA. RefSeq lists its product as uncharacterized. Bases 1 to 2769 code for a protein of 922 amino acids. The record is from RefSeq and is a predicted model, not a curated record. Lineage: Eukaryota; Metazoa; Arthropoda; Insecta; Diptera; Culicidae. The transcript has 2 exons. Gene Ontology annotation, molecular function: nucleic acid binding.
AUGAGUCAGCAAGAACGUUGGAAGACGGUACAACUAAAUAAGCUCUGUCGGAAUUGUCUAGGGGCUCAUGGACGGCGGCCAUGCAAACUGCAACGAUCGUGUGGACAGGAUGGGUGUCAGGCGAAACAUCAUCCACUGCUACAUAGACAUCAACAGGAAAAUAGUGCUAUCGUUUCGGGAGCUGUAUCAAAUCACCAUUACACUGGGCGCGCAGUUUUAUUCCGAAUCAUACCGGUUACAUUAUACGCGAAUGGUCGUUCAAUAAACACCUUCGCAUUCUUGGAUGAUGGGUCAUCGAAGACGCUGGUGGAAGAAUGUCUGGUAAGGGAAUUGGAUGUUAAAGGAGAGGCUCAGCCACUCUGCUUGCAAUGGACGGCAGGAGUUACCAGGGCAGAAGUAGAUUCUCAGCGUGUGGAGCUGGAAAUUUCUGGCCGUGAUUAUCAGUACAGAUACACUAUAAGAGACGUAAGGACGGUGGGCAGUUUGGACCUACCCUUACAAUCAAUUCAUUAUAAUGAAAUAUGUGAAGUGUUUCCACACAUGAAAGGACUGCCGAUCACAGACUACGAUCGGGCAACGCCACGUAUACUGAUAGGGAGUGAUAACGCUCAUUUAACGGCAACGCUCAAGCUUCGUGAAGGUAUGCCGGAGGAUCCUGUAGCAGUUAAAACCCGAUUGGGAUGGGCGAUAUACGGAUCAAACCGAAGCUCAUCCGCUCGUCACGUUCAUAGCUUUCACAUAUGUGAAUGUGAGCAGGACAUUAAGCUGCAUGAUAUGGUAUCCACAUAUUUUUCUAUUGAUAACCUCGGUGUUUCGUUAACAACAUGUCCAGAGUCAGAAGAGGUGCAACGAGCAAAUAGAAUUCUGCGAGAGACGACCAAACGCAUCGGAAAUAAGUAUGAAACUGGACUUCUGUGGAAGUUUGAUGACUUCAAAUUCCCAGAGAGUUACACGAUGGCAGUUCGACGUUUGCAGUGUUUGGAACGACGCAUGAGUAAAGAUCCGGUUAUCGGGCAGAGUAUUCGGAGACAAUUGGCAGAAUACGAGACGAAGGGGUACAUUCAUAAAGCGACUUCAGAGGAAUUGCAGGAGGCUAAUCCCCGUCGGAUUUGGUAUUUACCGUUGGGUGUGGCCAUAAAUCCCAAGAAACCAUCGAAAAUCCGUAUAUUUUGUGAUGCUGCUGCGAAAGUAGACGGCGUUUCAUUGAACAACAUGUUGAUUAAAGGUCCUGAUUUAUUGACAUCUUUGUUGAGCGUGCUCUUUGGAUUUCGCGAAUACCGAAUCGCGUUCGCUGCUGAUUUAAUGGAAAUGUUCCAUCAGAUUUAUAUUCGCCGAGAAGAUCGGCAUUCGCAGAGGCUUCUGUUGCGAACAGAUCCGAAACAUAAACCACAAGUGUAUCUCAUGGACGUAGCCACGUUCGGGUCCACAUGCUCGCCGUGCUCCGCCCAGUUCGUUAAGAACAUGAACGCGUCGGAGUACGUAAAUGAAUACCCAAAGGCAGCUCACGCUAUCACCCACAAACAUUAUGUGGACCUUGAUAGCGUCGACAGUGUAGAUGAGUCGGUACGGAGAGCGUCGGAAGUAAAAUUGAUUCAUGCUCGUGGCGGAUUCCAUUUGAGAGGAUGGAUAUCAAACUCUGGUGAAUUUCUCUCGCGAAUCGAAGAACAGAAAAAUCACUUGGAGAAAAAUCUCACAUUCAGACAGGUGGAUUCAACAGAGCGCGUACUAGGCAUGUAUUGGCGCCCAGAAGAGGAUGUAUUUACCUUUGUGACGUGUAUGCCAUCACCGAUAAAUCACCCUACGAAACGACAAGUGCUCCGUACGGUCAUGAAGAUAUUUGAUCCUCUUGGACUUCUAUCAUUUUUUAUUAUACAUGGAAAGAUUCUUAUCCAAAAUAUUUGGAGAACCAAAGCAGAUUGGGACGAACCCAUUAACGAGGAACUAUGUAAUCAUUAUUCCCGAUGGCUGGGAGUACUCACCCAGCUUGAUUGCGUACGAAUUCAACGCUGUUAUUUUGCGCAUCCAGCUGACAAAAUAAAAAACCUACAGCUACACGUAUUUUGUGACGCGAGCGAGGAAGCAUACGCCUGUGUGGCUUACCUACGAGCUGAAAUCAAUGGUAUCGUCGAAUGUGCGCUGGUGGCCGGGAAAGCAAAGGUAGCGCCUUUAAAGCCGUUAUCAAUUCCUAGACUAGAGCUGAUGGCCGCGGUAAUUGGUGCGAGACUGCGCCAGGCGAUAAUCGAAUCUCACUCGUUACAGAUCACCCAGACUAUUUUUUGUAAUGAACUGCAAGCUGAAAUAGCUAUUGGAGACAUCGCAGAAACGUUUACGAACCGUGAUACCAGGUGGAUAUUUAAUCCGCCCUCAGCCCCACAUAUGGGUGGAGCCUGGGAGCGUCUCGUACGCUCUGUGAAAACAUCCUUGGCAUCAAUGCAAACGACAAGAGUUCCUGAUGAAGAAACAUUUUCAACCAUAUUGGCCGAAGCUGAGAGUGUGGUCAAUUCAAGACCUCUAACAUUUGUACCGCUCGAGAAUGAAACGCAAGAGGCGCUCACGCCUAACCAUUUUAUCCUCAUGAGCUCUAGUGGCGUCAUACAACCGCCAAAAUCGAUAUUGGAUCCGAAGAAAUUAGGCAGGAGCAACUGGAAUCUGGCUAGGGAGCUGACAGAUCAUUUUUGGCGUCGAUGGAUAAGGGAGUAUUUACCCGUUAUUGGCGUCGAACAAAGUGGUUCGAUGACGUUAAGGAUAUCGCAGAAGGAGAUUUGGUAA